AUGGGCAAUUUUUUUCCAAGAUGUUAUUAAGAAGAAAAUGAGGAAUAAUCAGAAAAAAAAAAGAAACAACAUGUUCAAAGUAUCGAUUAAUAUGAUUUUGGUCCUUUAUAUCCAGAAAAAGAUGAAGAAAAACUGCAUUAUUAACAAGAGAUUCAAGAUGUCAGAGCAAAUCCUCCAAGACAGAUAUAAUUAUAAUAUGACACCUCAUUUUCAAGUAUAUUUGAGGAAUUAACUCAACUUUGCAGUUUAGGUUUUGAUUUAAAAAAAUAGUAAUUAAAGAACAUGAAUAUGGCAAAAUUAUUUCAACAACCCUUUUUGAGGUUAAGUGCUGAUAAAAUUUAUUAGAUUGCAUAGAAUUAAUUUUAACUUGAAAUUGCCUUGUAAAGAUAUUCCCUUGGCGAAAAAUAUUUAGGAAAUUUAAAUGAGACUGAAUUUCUAAUUGCAGAAGCCAUUCAAAGUAAUAUAACAAAUGAAUUGAUUCCUUUAUUUAAAUCAAAAACACCUAUUAAAUUUGAAAAUAAAAAAUUGGAGAAAUUAUUUGAAGCUGUAAAAAUUAUUUAUUUUGUUUGUGAUUUUUUUCUGGGGGUUUUGUAAAAAUUUCUUAAGGAGAUGUGUUAUCAGAAUAAUAUUAAGAUUUAUAAUCUACUUUAUUAUCAAUUUUAAAAUUUGAUACUAAAUUUGAAUUAUGAAAAUUAAUGGCACUAUAAUUCAUUGCCUUAGUUUAAAGAGUAAUAUAAAUUUUCAUUUUUGGGAUAUGCUAUGAGAUUCUGGCGCUAAAUUGUAUUUGCUCAUUUAGUAGAUGGUAAACCAAAUUAUCUUUGCAGACUAUUAAAAGAUAGUUAUAGGAAUGUAGAAAGGAAUGGAAUGGAAAUCGAGAUUUAUAAAUACAUCGUUGGAGCUAUAGAUUUAUGCUCAAAUGAAUACACAAUUCAUUGGAUCGGUCAUAGCAAAAAGUUUUAGAUUGAAAAAUUUAUAAUAGAUAUCUCGAAUAACGAAUUGAAUACAAUAGAUUUUUAAAAUAAUACUUUUAAUUAGUAUUUAUUGUAAAUUAAUAAAAAAUUAGAUAAAUGUUUGUAAUAUUUUCCAACAUGGAUUUAUGAAAUAUAUUUUAUUAAUUAUUCUUUAGAUUUGAAGCUAAAAAAAUUAAUGUCGUAAAUAAAGGAAACUUAUAAAUUUGGCGAUGAUCCUAAACAAUAAUCUUUAUCAGAAAAGGAGGUUUUAAUAACGUCAUAUUCUGAAAUAACAACUGGUCUUGGUUUAUUUUCCGAAUAAGAAAACAAUGAUGUUGGUUAAUAGAGAAAAAUAAUGAAUAUAUUGAUAUAACUAGAUGCAAAAGUAUCCAUAAAACCCUCUCAUCAAAAACCCUAUGAUUCAGUGGAGAAUAAACCUGACCUCAAAGAUAUUUCCAUAAAAUUUCCUUCAUAAUUGAAAUCAAUUAAUGAAAAAGUUAAAUCCAUCGAUUAGCAAUAUUUUCAAGAACUUAAUGCUCUAGGUAUAUAAUAUUGUAAGAAUUAACGCAAUAUUAGAAAAAGAGAUUCUAUAUUGGAAUAAAGAUUCCGAAACAGAUUAAUUGAUAAAGAGGGAAUAAAUUAUGAAUACAAUUAGAGUUAAGAAGUCAAAAAUACAGAUUUUUCAAAUUUAGUCAAAUCUUUGAUAUAACAUGAAGAUUAUUAUAGAGAAAUAAAAGAAAAGUUUCUUUCACAGGUUGAUUUAUAAGUGAAUAAAUGA
Messenger RNA from Paramecium octaurelia, 1728 nucleotides. The record is from the annotation of a GenBank genome assembly. NCBI's taxonomy places the organism in Eukaryota, Ciliophora, Oligohymenophorea, Peniculida, Parameciidae.